AUGUUUGUUCGGGAGACCAAUGAGUGUGAGCAGCUUUACAGUUUGGGUGUACUCGGUGUUGAGGACCGCAGCGAGAAAGACCAGAUGGAGGUGCUGACUGACUUUCGAGAAAGUGUAACAAGGCAAGAGGACGGUCGAUAUGAAGUAAGUAUACCAUGGAUUCCUGGAGCCAGAUUGUACGGUACUAACGAACAGCCGAGCAGAAUACGCCUAGCCAAUGUCAACAAGAAGUUGAGUAAAGAUCGAUCAUUAAAAGUAGAGUAUGAAAAGAUAGUUAAAGAUCAGCUUGCCAAUGGCAUCGUAGAAAAAGCCCCAGAAAAGCCAGCAGGAAAACGUACAUAUUACAUGCCUCACAAGCCUGUGAUCAGGGAAAACGCAACAACAACAACAACAACAAAGAUCAGAAUGGUUUUUGAUGCUAGCGCUAAACCAGCCCCAUUGGCUAACAGUAUUAACGAAUGUAUGUUCACUGGACCGUCCUUGCAACCACUACUUUGGGACAUCUUGAUCAGAGCGCGUAUGACACCAAAUCUACUUCUGGCAGAUAUCCAGAAAGCCUUUUUGCAAAUUGGUGUUAAGGAAACGGACAGAGAUGCUUUUCGAUUCCUGUUCGAAAUCGAUGGAAAAGAGGAACAUUUCCGGUUUGCAAGAUUACCAUUCGGAGUCGAAGCCAGUCCCUUUCUGCUUGGAGCAACGUUGGGAUACCACCUUGAGCAACAGCCGACAAGAUUUGAGGAAACUGUGACAGCUCUUAAAGAGAAUACAUAUGUUGAUAACAUCAUGAAAACUGGAAGUGAUACUGACGACUUGAGGAAAUUUAAAGAAGAAAGCUCCAUCAUUCUUGAGGAUGCCAAAUUCCCAAUCCACAAGUGGGAAUCAAACAUCGCGUGCCUCGAAGACGAAAACAUGCCAAACCCAAGUAAAAUACUCGGACACGUCUGGGAUAAACAAGAAGAUACAUUAGAAUUCGAAGCAGCAACCAUGCCUGAGAACCAACCAAUAACAAAGAGGAGCAUUUUGAGUCGGUUAGGAAGAGUCUACGAUCCUUUGGGAAUGGUAUCGCCUACCAUGGCUGAGGGUAAGAACAUAUUUCGAGAUGCCUGUGAAGAAAGAAAAGGUUGGAACGCUGAAGUGUCAGAAUCCUUGAAAAGAAAGUGGAUCAAAUGGAACAAUCAAAUGAAGAAUGUUAAAGUUCCUAGAGCUAUAACUAAGAAAUCGGACGUGAUUGAAGGCAUUCAACUCCAUUUGUUUGCAGAUGCUAGUAACCUUGCUUGCUGUGCAGCAACAGUCGCAGUGGUAGAGCACAAAUCAGGAACUGUGAAAGGUCUGUUAACGUCCAAAUCUCGAAUUUCCAAAAAGAACACCACAAUACCGAGGUUGGAACUUGUGAGUGGUCAAAUGGCGGCGAACAUGGCAAGGAAUUUAUACCAUGCGCUACUGCGAUUGCCUGUUAAGUCUAUCAUCAUCUGGAUGGACAGUAUGGUCGCGCUUUACUGGUUAAGUAACCCUGGAAAGCCUUGGAAGACUUUCGUCGCUAAUAGAGUUAAGAAGAUAGCAGAAAUUACCAACGAGAUUGGUUUGGUGUGGAAGUAUUGUCCAUCAAGUGAGAACUUGGCGGAUCUAGGCAGCAGGGGAGCUACAAUUGAGAAAAUGGUAAAAGACGGAUGGUUCACUGGUCCUGAGUGGUUGUUACAUGUAGAACAGUGGCCCAAACAACCCCAGCUUAAGGUUACUACACACGUAAGCGAAGAGAGCAAACCCAGCAUGGUGGAGGUCUUUUUUACCAAAGAACGAGAGCCUGAUGAAUGGGAUGCGCUGCUGGAAAGAAGUUCGUAUUGGCGCACAUUAAGAGUUACAGCGUGGGCACUGAGAUUCCUGCACAAUUGUUUGGCGAAACGGCGUAAAGAGAAAAGAAAAUCUGGGCCCAUCGGAAACGAAGAAAUCGUGAAAGCAAAGAAUACAUGGGUGAUAAGGAUUCAGAAAAAUAUUAACCCAACUCUACAAGCACCUGGCUGGAAAAUCUUCGAAGAUAAGAACACAAACAUUCUCAAAUGCAGGGGAAGAGUUCGGGGAUAUACUCCAACAUUUAUCGAAAGAGGAUUGUUUGCAGAGAAGCUUAUCACACAUACACACAAUCAAAUUAUGCACCUAGGCGUUGCAAAUACAAUGGCCGCCUUGCGAGAAAACUGGUGGAUCCCUCAACUAAGAUCGAAGGUAAAGAAGGUGAUAAAAAAUUGCAACGUUUGCAAACUGUACUCCACGAAACCAUACGGAGCGACAGCGACAAGUAACAUGCCUAAAUUUAGAACUGAGACCAGCAAGCCAUUUGAGAUCACUGGCGUGGAUUUUGCCGGACCGUUAAGGUACAAGGUCAACAAAAAGGAAGAAGGAAAGUGUUACGUUCUAAUCUUUACUUGCGCUGCAUGCAGAGCCGUUCAUUUGGAACUAACUAAAACUCAAGAAGCUGGUGAAUUUCAGCGAAAACUUAACGCAUUUAUUGCACGUAGAGGAAGACCUCGCUUGAUGAUUUCCGAUAAUGCUGCUACUUUCAAAGCGACUGCAAAGUGGACUAAGCUAAUUCGAAAAAGUGAGAAGCUUCAGGAUUUCCUCGCAACCCAAGAUAUCUAUUGGAGAUUUAAUCUGGCAAAGUCCCCAUGGUGGGGAGGCAUCUACGAGAGGCUGAUUCGUGAAAUCAAGAAAACCUUAUACAAAACCUUGGGAAAAUCACACCUAUUCUUUGAAGGUUUGGAAUCGGUCGUAUUGAACAUCGAAAGCAACAUGAACAACCGUCCGUUAACUUACGUAGAAUGUGAUGGUGGGGAGGAACAAGUCCUGACGCCAAACAUACUCAUUCGGGGAGAAAACUCUUACAUGUUCGACGAUGUUGAAGAUGAAGAAGACGAGCUAACCAAGAUGCAAAGAAGACUUAGAAAAGCAAAAGAUGAUGCAUGGAAACGAUGGAAGCGGGAAUAUGUGCAUAGUUUACUGGAGAGCCAACGAGUCAAUAACAAGGUUGUCGAAGCACCACAGAUUGGAGACGUUGUCCUGGUAGUGGGAGAAGAGAAGAACAGGGGAGAAUGGAAAAAAGGGAAAGUGCUUCGACAAGUUCGUGGAAAAGACGGUGUAGUCAGAGGAGUUGUGCUGUUGCACAAAGGGCAUACUAUUGAACGACCACUGCAGUUGAUCUGUCCGCUUGAGAUUCACUGCACACCAAACGAACGACACAAAGAAGUUGAAGAAAAGGAAUCGGAGAAAGAAAAGAGACCUCAGAAGACAAGCCGCAAAGAAAGCAAUCAAGAAAAUAAAUGAACUAACGCAGUUGGAAGAGGACUGAACAUUUAAUAUAUACGUUGAUAUUCGGUUUUGAAGCUAUAAAAAUUAAACUUUAAUUUUUAGGGGAGUGUGUACGGAAUAGUGGACCCCCCCCCCAUAUAAGUGACGUAAGCAUGAUUGACGUUUGCAUAAAAGAAACAUUAAGAGCAUGUUGAUGGGGGGUCGUUUAUUAUUAGAUUAUGUGAGACGAGACAAAACAAAACAAGUGAUUUGUGAGCGUGAGAAUUCUAUAUUUUUAUACAAAUAAAUGUAAAUUGUCUUUGUGAUUUCUGUGGUUGUAUACCUGUUAACAAUUUAACAAGAGAAGUUCGGUAUAUAUUCACCUUGACUUCGUCCCGGCGAAUAUUCCCCGAUAAUCACCUCGCCUUCGGCGAAUAAUUGUUAAAUGUCAUAUACCUGUGCAUAUACUAAUCACGCAAUAUUGAGCGUCGGCCACGCAGGCUACCCUCGUUACCACCAGCCAAUCUCAUACAAUACCAUACAAUCUCGUACCCAGAGCCAAAGAAUCUAUUGGUACGAGAUUGGUCGGCAUCAUUCUCGUACCCAGAGCCCUUCUUACACGCGGUGCGACGAGGGGCUCUGGCCAAAUCCAUAUUCCGAACUGGCAUCUGAUUGGCUAGUUCUAACACCGGACAUUGUUUUCUUACCAUAUUUUUAUGGUAUCCGGUUAUGGAUUUGGCCAGAGCCCCACGUCGCACCGUGCGUAAGAAGGGCUCUGGGUACGAGAAUGGGUCGGCAUAUAGCGUCAACUUCGUACCUAGUCUCACACUCCGUUGCCACGGCCACCUGCUGACCAAUUCGUAGUUUCGACUGCGCAUAUGCAUAGAAACGUUUUCCAAUGAAUGUCCAAUCAUUAUUUUAAUAUGCAAACGUUGCUCAAAGAACAAUAAACUAGGGAUCCAAGGAUAGUGUGAAGUUUCAAAUUGAAAAAGACACUUGCAAGAACUAUGCAGGGUCGCGAACAACCUAGAAAAGCUGAUGACUUACGCUACGAAAUAAACAGUUACCAAAGGUAUUUCAUUUUUAGCGUGACGUUUGAAACAAGCCUAACACAUCAGAAACUUGCCUUGUGAAACUGAUGCAAUUUAUCUAUUUAUUGUGAUGCUACACGCGACAAUUCGAAAUUUAAAUUGUUUCACCAACAACCAAAUUUUGCAUAUUCUAAAUUUUCAUUUGCAUUUGCGCUGUCGCUAAAAGCAUCCCCACGAGGCUACUGCUAUGCUAAAUUUAUCUAAAACUAUAAUUGAAAUAGCUGUAUAAGAUAUGUUAUGAAUAAUAAGCACUACGUCGUUACAUCAUUAAAAGGACGCGUUUUAUCCUCAUCCAUUCCGUAUUUUAUCCGCAUAUCCGUUCCGUGGAUCCGCUUCAUCCGCUUCCGCAUUUUAACCUAAUUGUGACAUGUUUUACAAUAACAAGUCUCAUUGACCUUUGACUUUUCCCAGUGUCGCGUCUAUUUUCAGCUUUUCGCAUGUGUUGAAUAAUGUCACUUUAAAUUUCAAUAGUUUCACAGUUAAGCAGUGUUUAAAGCAGUUUUGACAAGCUUUGAUACAGUUCUGUGUACAGAAUACUACAGAUUGAUUCUCGUACGAUCUGGUAGAGUUAUCGUUGAACUGUACACGAAUUUGCACCGUUGACAACGGCGUUGUGCUAGACAGUAAACAAAGGUCAAAGACAAGGUCCGUAACGGUACACGUUGGCUACAUGUACCUCCUUGCUUUUUUCUUCUAUUGCAUAAAGCUUGUUGGCGAGCCAAGCGAUUGGAGAUAACACGUUGGCGAUAACACAUUCGCUAUCUCCUCGUCUUUCUUAUUUAAAUAAGGAGCCCUGACUCAACUGAUUUCUUUAAUAGUCUCGCAAGUUAUUUUCUUCGUAAACGCCGUACAAACGUUUGCCCGCUUCUGUUUAAUAGAUGUUUAUGCUUUAUUGAUCUGAUGCAAUUUUUCGCUCUUUGUACUGAGUGUAGCCACCUAUUCUGUGAUGUAGCACCUUAUACAGUCAAUGACAAUGUACAGGGGCGUAGGAAGCGGGGGGGCACGGGGGGCACGUGCCCCCCCAAAUUUUUUUAAAGGACUAAAAGUGCCCUUUUUUGUGAUAAAAAGUGCCCUUUUUGUGUUGAAAAGUGCCCUUUUUUGUGAGGAAAAGUGCCCCUUUUGUAGAAGCUAAUCUCGCUGUAAAUACUAAAUUUUUUUUAAAAAUUAGGUCACAAACAUAAAUUUCGGUAUGAUACGACGGAAAAUUUUCCUCAGGAGAAAUUUCUCCCCCCCCGUCGACAACAUUUCCGGGAAAAAUUUUUUAGGUGCCCUUUCCGAUAGUAAUGUGCCCCUACAAGCCGGUGCCCCCCCAAACUCCAGGUGCUUCCUACGCCCCUGACAAUGUAUAAUGAAUACACGGUCUAAAUACUAUCGAUGGGCACUUACCUGAAUGCCAGUAAUGCAUAACAUAAGUUUACAUAUUGUAUUAUUACGUAGAAUCUCAAAGAUUUUCUCAAUAUUCAUGUCUGAAAUGUUUAUAUGCUUGAAAACAACACUGUCUCGCGUCUGCUCACGUACUGUACGUCUGUACCUCUGUAUAAUGAGUAUGCCGUGAAAAUAAUAUCGGCACUCAAUUGAAUGCCUAGAAUGUCAAAGAUUUUCGACUCAAUAUUUACGUCUGAAAUGUUUAUACACUUGACUGCACUGUCUAGGCGGUCUAGCUCCUUCCUAGCUCUGUAUAAUGAAUAUAAUACCGUCUAAAUAUUAUCGGCACUUAAUUGAACGCCCGUAAUGCAUAAGAUCAAUUUAUAUUUUGCGUAGAUUUUCAAAGAUUUACUCAAUAUUCACGUCUGAAUAUUUAUACAUCUGAAAACAGCACUGUCACUCUUUCCUAGCAUAUCGUCACGCCAUCGUGACUAUGGCUUGAUAGCGCAUGCGCAUUUGCGCUACUAAAGAAAAAAUCGGGUUUUCCGGGGUAAAGAUCCUUUACACAACACGAGAAGCAAAUGUUCUAAAAUUUACAAAAAAUUACAAUAACGAAAGCGACUCCUCCAAAUUUUUGUGAACUUGGCAAAAGAUAACAGAAUAUGUAAAUAAGUUAACUGAAAUUGCCUAAAUAACCUUCAAAGUACUGACUAAGUACAAUAAAUCACUACGAACAUAAAUCGUUACACCCCCCGGAAAGUUUACUUUAUGACUGACUGACUGUUUGACUGACUGACUGACUGACUGAUUCGUGUGAAUUUGCCAGCCAUUACAUACCCUGGAUUCCAGAGCCUUCGACAGUAAAUAAUAAAUUGAAAUGUCGCGAAGGCUCUGGUUCAACGGGGCGAUUCUUUGAUUAAGCCGCGCCAAUCACAAAACAGAAUUAGUGGUUUUAGUACAGAAUCUGUACUAAAACCACUAAUUCGGUUUUGUGAUUGGCGCGGCUUAAUCAAAGAAUCGCCCCGUUGAACCAGAGCCUUCGCGACAUUUCAAUUUAUUAUUUACUGUCGAAGGCUCUGGAAUCCAGGGUAGCCAUUACAAUAGUGUGAAGUGAAACUUCACACUAAAAAGCAUUAAUAAUUCAUAAAAAAAGACAAAGGAAAUCGCUACCAUGUCGGUGGCUUUAAGGCCGGUCCAGACGCACCGGACGCGAUUGGACAACGCGACGCGAGUUUUUAGUUUUUGAAAGUCAAUAAAACAGCCAAUGAGAGCAAAUUUUAAAAGAUAUGUAGACCAAAUAACUCAAAAUGUUAUAACGCUUCUAAAUAUUUGGCAAAUUUAAACUAGGAUCAAAGUUAUCGUUCAGUGAAAAUCAAAAAUCGCGUGGCGUUGUCGAAUCGCGUCCGGUGGGUGUGGAUCUUUAUAUGUGAUAGAAAAUCAUGUUAAUUUAGAUAAACUUACUCAGCUUUGAUUUUCUCGGCUUAGUCUGCUUAGACAAUACGUUUAUUUUUAAAAUUUCUUCGCCAAUGAACUCAUAAGAUGGGUCUUUUUUUAAGCCAUUUAAAACACGCGCAGAGAUAAAGCACUACUACUCGUGUUUUAACUAGUGCUUAAGCUUCCGCGCGGUUGACUCGCAUACAUUUUAGAAAAUAUUAA
Paramuricea clavata is the source of this 7385-nucleotide messenger RNA. Lineage: Eukaryota; Metazoa; Cnidaria; Anthozoa; Malacalcyonacea; Plexauridae. The record is from the annotation of a GenBank genome assembly.